Anolis carolinensis (green anole) is the source of this 7120-nucleotide messenger RNA. It is a transcript of the gene wrn, whose product is annotated as WRN RecQ like helicase. Bases 260 to 3946 code for a protein of 1228 amino acids. The record is from RefSeq and is a predicted model, not a curated record. NCBI's taxonomy places the organism in Eukaryota, Metazoa, Chordata, Lepidosauria, Squamata, Anolidae. Gene Ontology annotation, cellular component: chromosome; nucleoplasm; nucleus. Gene Ontology annotation, biological process: DNA replication; telomere maintenance; double-strand break repair via homologous recombination. Gene Ontology annotation, molecular function: 3'-5' DNA helicase activity; ATP binding; four-way junction helicase activity. The transcript is spliced from 32 exons.
AGAGGAGGAGGGAGCAAGGAGCGUUGCCAUGCCCGUGACGCAAUUACGCUGCGACGGUAGUAGGGAUUCUUUCUCGUGACGACUUUGCUGCGCGCCUGGCGGGAAAGAGUCUCCUGAAAAAGAACUUGAGGGAAACAAGGACGAGCUGACGUUUCGCUAUACCGCCUGGACGGCAAAACAGCUCGCCUUCCGAGGCGCCCUGAAGUAACAACAAAGGCGGGAUUUUUGUGUGCGCGCGCUUGGCAAUGAAUUUGUUGGUAUGAACAUGGGUUCUCCACCAAAUAAACUUCCUCAUUGGAUGACUGAAGAGGAGAAAGUGGAUUCUGUUGCUGGCAAAAAGCAGAAGAAUUCAGCCAAUCGAAGUGUCCUGGAGCAAAACCUUCCCUUCUUAGAGUUCCCAGGCUCUGUCAUUUACAGCUAUAAUGCUAGUGAUUGUUCCUUACUUGCUGAAGAUAUUAUUUCAAUGUUGCCUGAUGGAGCUGUGCUAGGAUUUGACAUUGAAUGGACACCAGUCUUUACUAAAGGAAAGGAAGGAAAGGUUGCCUUAAUCCAGUUGUGCGAGUCAGAAGAGAAGUGCUACCUGUUUCAUAUUUCUUCAAUGUCAAACUUUCCAGGGGGAUUGAAAAGGUUGCUUGAAGAUAACCAUAUCAAAAAAAUCGGAGUUGGUAUUGAAGGGGAUAAAUGGAAACUGAUGCGUGAUUUUGAAGUCAAUUUGGGAGAUCUUGUGGACCUGGCUGACCUUGCCAAUAAAAAACUAAGAUGUAAGGAGAUCUGGAGUCUGAAUGACCUUGUAAAGCAUCUAUUCCACAAACAGCUUCUGAAAGAAAAAUUGGUCCGCUGUGGUAACUGGGAAGAGUUUCCACUUACUGAGGAGCAAAAGCUAUAUGCAGCUACUGAUGCUUAUGCAGGCUUCCUCAUUUAUAAAAAGCUGAUGACUAUGAGUAGUGAUAAGAAGUUACAAAUUAGCAUAGAAAAAGAUGGAAUAUUAUUGUCAAGUGAAAUAAAAAAGGAAUUGGCAACGAUGUCAGAGGAGAUGAUAGAUUUGACUGAUCACCUGCCUUGCACUUUAGAUAAAUCUAUAAAUAUUCAAAGAAUUUCAGAAAUAUUGUCUGGUCUGUCAGAAAACAUCAAGGCCUUAAGAAGAGUAUUACUUCUUGACUCUGCCUGCCAGAUGGAGUUGGGAGAUGCUGAAAAUUCAGGAAAAAUCACUAGAAAUAAAGAGAAAUUAGAAACAUCUGAAUUGCCCUCUAAGCUCAUAAGGGAGUCAAAUGACCAUGUAGAUCAUCUUGAUCAUUUCCAAAAUGACAUCCUUGUAGAAGAUGAAGAAGAACCGAAUAACAAAAAUCAAGCAGAAGAUGUUUCAAACGAAAGGACUAAAGCUGCUGGAGAGUAUGGAUACUUAAUGUCACUAGACAUAACAGAAUAUGAACUUCAGAUGUUGGAACGUCAGGCUGAGGAAGAGCUGCUGAAUGAGGCUGCUUGUAAAUCUGAGGAUUUAAGCUUCACAGAGAAUGAAGGAAAGUCCCUUUGCGUCAUUGAAAGCGAUGAUGAAUUUGAAAUGGAGAUGAUUAAAUCCUUAGAAAACAUAGACAAGCAUGACAUGGAUGUUGGAGAUUCUCACUUGGAUAAAUUAAAAAAGGAAAAUGAUAUGAUUGUAGAUUAUGAUGAUGAAGAUGAUGAAAUUGAGGAGGAAGAAGAAAGUUGGGAUUCCAGCUUACCUGGUCCGAACUCCAAACAAACUGCUUGCCUAAAGAUGUAUUUUGGACAUUCAAACUUUAAGCUGGUCCAAUGGAAAGUGAUCUCUUCAGUUUUGCAAGACAGAAGAGAUAAUCUUGUUGUUAUGGCAACUGGAUAUGGGAAAAGUUUGUGUUUCCAGUUUCCACCUGUAUACACUGGGGGUACUGGAAUAGUGAUUUCUCCCCUUAUUUCCUUGAUGGAGGAUCAAGUACUACAACUUGAGAUGUCAGGAGUUCAAGCCUGCUUACUUGGGUCAGCACAAUCAAAAAACAUCAGAGGGGAUAUCAAAGCGGGUCACUAUAGAGUUGUCUACAUAACCCCAGAAUUCUGUUCAGGGAAUUUGACAUGGCUUGAGGAACUUGACCAAACAAUUGGUAUCACAUUGAUAGCUAUUGAUGAAGCUCACUGUAUUUCUGAAUGGGGGCAUGAUUUCAGGAAUUCUUACAGAUCUUUGGGAUCAUUAAAGAAAACCCUUCCCAAGGUUCCUAUUAUUGCCUUAACUGCAACAGCAAGUCCUUCCAUCAGAAAAGAUAUUGUAGACUGUCUGAACCUAAAAAAUCCUCAGAUCACAUGUACUAGUUUUGACCGGCCUAAUCUGUACUUGGAAGUUGGACGAAAAACUGGAAAUAUUAUCCGAGACUUAAAGCAGUUCCUUAUUAAAAAAGAUACAUCUACCUAUGAAUUUGAAGGCCCCUCUAUUGUGUAUUGCCCAUCAAGGAAGAUCACUGAACAAGUAUCUGCAGAACUGAUGAAAUUAAACCUUGCUUGUGGAACAUACCAUGCUGGCAUGGGAAUCAAGGAAAGGCGAAACAUUCAUCAUAAGUUCAUGAGAGAUGAAAUUCAGUGUAUUGUAGCUACUGUAGCCUUUGGAAUGGGCAUCAAUAAAGCAGAUAUUCGAACAGUUAUUCAUUAUGGAGCUCCAAAGGAAAUGGAAUCAUACUAUCAGGAAAUUGGAAGGGCUGGCCGUGAUGGACUUCCUGCCUCUUGCCAUGUGUUAUGGACCCCAGCUGACCUGAGUUUCAAUAGACACCUGCUUAAUAUGAUACAUAGUGAGAGGUUUCGCCUGUACAAACUGAAGAUGAUGGCAACGAUUGAGAAAUACCUCAACUCGAACAGCUGUAGGCGAAAAAUCAUUUUGUCUCAUUUUGAAGACAAACAACUCCGAAAGGCCUCGUCCGGCAUCAUGGGAACAGAAAAAUGUUGUGAUAAUUGCAGAUCCAGACACAGUCAGAAUAUUUGUAUAGUUGAAAAAGAAGACAGUUUUGAAGAUUUUGGUCAGCAAGCUUACAAAUUGAUGUCUGCUGUAUGUGCCUUAAAUGAAAGAUUUGGCAUGGGUGUUCCAGUAUUGUUUCUCAGGGGAUCUAAUUCUCAACGUGUUCCAGAUAGAUACCGAACUCAUGCACUCUUUGGCAGCGGUAAGGAUUGGCCAGAGAACCUGUGGAAGGCAUUGGGUCGCUCCCUUGUCUUGGAGGGCUUUCUCAAAGAGGUUUCUGGUAUAAAUAAAUUUUCAACAAUAUGCACACUUAGUGCAAAGGGGAAAGACUGGCUUUGUAAAGCUAAAGAAAAUUCAAGCCCUAAACUUCUGCUUCUGAUGAAUGAGGACUUGUAUUUAAAGACACCAAGUUAUAAGCAAACAUCUUCAGACAAGGCAGAGUUACCCAAGCCAGUGCCAGAAACAAAGAAGACGUCUUUGCAUGAAAUGUUCGCGUAUCAAGGAGCAAGUAAUACCUCCAGAGGAAGUACCCUCUCAAGUAAAAGCAAUGCCACAGUGCAGUUGCCAUUGCCUCUCGCGCCAGUAAGUCCUACAGUGCCUGCAGUAUCUCAAAGAGAGAAGGAAUUGCAGACAGCGUUGUAUGGGAAAUUAGUGGCAGCCAGGCAGAAACUAGCCAAUGAAAAGGACAUUCCUCCAGCGGUGUUAGCAACAAAUAAAGUUCUAGUUGACAUGACCACCAUAAGGCCUACAACAAUAGAAUCUAUAAAAAGAAUUGAUGGUGUUUCUGAAGCAAAAUCUGCCAUGUUGGAGUCUCUUCUUAUAAUGAUCAAGGAGUUCUCUCAAACAAAUAACUUACAGACAGACAUCUUCAAGACUUCUGGAUCUCAAGAUCAGCCAAAUAUAAUCCUUCAGAAGAGAAGUGAAUGUGGUACUUUGACAGAAUCAGAACGUGUAACUUACACACUGUUUCAAGAAAAAAAUAUGUCACUGACUUAGGAUCACCCUAAUUCUGAAACGUCUUGAAGGCACACAACAACAAUUCUAAUUACCUUGACUAUCUCAUCAGCCAAAAGCAGGCCCAAGCUUCCCAUUGAAGUACUGGUAAGUUUAUGUUGGUUAAAAUUGUUCUUCAUUUUAAAUAUUGUAUUAUCAUUCCUUUUCUUUUCUUUCUUUUUCUUUUGCAUUACAAAUGAGAUAUGUGCAGUGUGCAUAGCAAUUGAUACUUUUUUUCAAACAAUAAUCCCCCCCCCCCACACAAAAAAACAGGGACCAUGAAAUGGCCCUCAGUUUAAAGCCUAUGUAGGAACUAAAUAAUUUUAUUGCCCAUGAAUAAAACACUUUGUUUUAGUGGCUGGGUGAUUAAGAAAUUCUAAUUCUGUGUAAGUCAUAUGCCAAAGGUGAGUAGAACCAGAAGCAAAAAUGCUGUACUUCUCUUCCCUACAUCUCUGCAUCCUGGAAGGGAGAGAUUGCGUUUGCCCAGCUUUCAUCUCUGUAUCCAUUGCAAUUUCUCUCAUUUCUCCUCCCCACUACUUCCCUGUUCUAAGUACUGCCUGUCUAGAAGUAUGGGCCUCCCCUUACAUAUCUGUCACUCCCUAGAAACUGACUAUUGCCAAGUUGCUUAGCAGGUGGCACCAUGCAAUGCUUGUGUGGCCUGUUUUAGUAUUGUAGCAAAAACAGUAAAGAAGCAUAUUAAAAGCUGUUUUGUUGUGACAUAGUUGUGGCAUGAAAUUUUCUGUGCUAUAUUCCACUGCUACAUCUUGCACCAUAGGUUGCGUUCCAUGAAAGCUUAUAGUAUUAUUAAUAGUAUUUAUAAUGUCGUAAUUGUUCUUACUCUUCCAUUUAUAUUUUGUAAAUGGGCUUGGAAUGCAUAACUUAUCAAUGGCAUGUUGAAUGUUUGCUAGUUUCCCUCUCUCUUUUUUUUUUUGGAAGGUGGAGGACCAAAACAUUCCCUCCAAACCAAAAGUGGUAUUUCAUAAGUUUGCUUCCAUGGUUUUCUUGUUGUUGUUUUGCUGGUGCUUCAGCACCAUUUUUUUUCCUGGUUCACAUUUACAAUCCUGGUUACUGAUAACCAUACUCAGUGGUGACAUCAUGAUGCGUAGUUUAUCCAAUUUUGGGUAUACAUUAGAAUUGAAUUAAGGCUCUUGUAUAAGGUCUGGUGGAUGAAUUGCAUAAACACUUUGCAUUGUUUUAAACUUUGUAUAUUGUAUUUUAUGACUGUUUUAACUGUUUUAACGUUUUAGUUCAUUGUAUAACAGUGUAAUGGCAUCAAUUGCCACUUGUAAGCCGCCCUGAGUCCCCUCAGGUGAGAAGGGCGGGGUAUAAAUAAUUGAAAAUAAAUAAAUAAAUAAAUAAAUAAAUAAAUAAAUUGUGAAAAAUGACCUGUAGCAGUGCUGCUAGGUUUCCCAUGCUCUGGAUCAGUGGUUCUCAACCUAUGGGUCCCCAGAUGUUUUGGCCUUGCAACUCCCAGAAAUCCUAACAGCUGGUAAACUAGCUGGGAUUUCUGGGAGUUGUAAGCCAAAACACCUGGGGACCCACAGGUUGAGAACCACUGCUCUAGAUGAAACCAAACAAAAACUUUAUCUCUUUUUCAGAACAGUUUCCCAAAAUUUCCCCCCAAAGCAGAGAGUUAUUGUUUAGAAAUGCCAAAAUUGUUCAUGAAAUAACCCCUCUCCUUUUGUCAGCUCUAUACUUUAUUUUCAUUGCACUUAUUUUGUCACAGAGGUUUUCUUUAAAAUGAGAGUGUGUUUGAUUCCUGCUCAGCUACUCCCUCCAAGGAACCUUUCUUGUUAGGUAGCCAACAAAUUGUAAAUGUCUAAGGACUAAUUAACAAGGAGCAAUAAUAUAAUUUGUACUAGGUAAUUCGAUGCCUUGUAUCAAAUAACUAUUGAUUAGAUCAUACACCCUGGUGUCUACUGUCUGGGAAAAGUCAGCAAACAUAACAUUCAGCCAUUGUCUUUAUAGGAAGAAAAUAAUUGUACAGUGAUCAGUUUUAGGAAGCAGUUUGCUACAUUUAAUUAAACUGUUUGAAGAACCAAAUGUAGUAGCUAUAGUAAUCAUAUGUAAUUUCACUCAAAGCUCACUUACUUUUUGGACAGGUGUGAACUUCCGCAUAGAGUUACACCAGUACAUUUGGCAUUUCGGUGUUUUCAUCAUUAAGCCUUAAGGAAUUGUUAGAUCCAAACAAUAGUAUAUUUUUAGGCCAGUCCAGCUUGUAACCCACAAAGCUAUAUGCAUCUAGUUAGUCACAAAUUGUGAUGGACCUGUUUUUCAAUUUGCCAAGCACUGUAAAAGAGACAACGUAAGGCUGCUGUACUGUGUUUAGUUCACUGCAACACAUCCAUAAUAUAUUCAAUCUCUGUUAACUAUUAUUUGUCCAUUUAGCCCAAGAUUAUAAUGAAAUUCUUAACCUGUUGUCAGUGAUUACUGGGCAGUUAUCUAAGGGUGAAAUGAUAUGUUACAAAAACACGAAGUUGUGGCCAAAAUGGGAAUUUUGUGUUGAGAACUUGUCCACAAAAAGCGUAAUAAUACUUACAGAAUGAUCCCUGUAUCCACAAGAAAUAUGUUCCUGGACUUACCGUGGGCAAUAGUGAAACCUUUUGAAAUGAAUGACUAUCUAUCUAAGAAUGUUCUAGGUUCCCCAUGAUGACCAUAUGGUUAGUUCUGGCAGGAGCAUAACAUAGAAUCAGUUGAAGGACCUAGAAGAUUCCUAGAGAGGAAUCAGGUGGGGAUAGGUGAACCCAUGGGUCAUGUAGUUGUACUGUACUUGUGUGCAAACCUCAUGCUGUCCUCAUGCUUUAUUAAUCCGAGGCAGUUACCUGCUCAGAAGAAUGAUCAGAGAAGAGACUUGCAUGGUACAAUUCAAUGGUUUCUUCUAUUUCAGACCAUUAACCUUUAACAUGAAAUUCAUGUUUAAUUCUUCAUGUUUUGCUUUAUUUACCCCCUCCCUCUUUAAAAUUUCAUUCUUUGCCGCAUGGUUUGUCAGUGUGGGCUCUAUACUGUUUGAUAUAUGUCCCCCCCCCCCCCGCCCCCAAAUGAGCACAUUGUUCAUAUUAAGAAUUAUAUGAGGGCAUUCUGAGAUUGUUAAACAUUGUUUUUGCAGAAUCAAGUUUUUACAAAUAAAGUUUGAAUCUCUCUAGGCUUAUUGUUCCCUUCUGAUUUUUCUUCUUAUGU